This is a messenger RNA of Cynara cardunculus var. scolymus (artichoke), 1376 nucleotides long. RefSeq lists its product as uncharacterized. Gene Ontology annotation, biological process: protein deubiquitination. Gene Ontology annotation, molecular function: cysteine-type deubiquitinase activity. The transcript has 11 exons. The record is from RefSeq and is a predicted model, not a curated record. Bases 136 to 1119 code for a protein of 327 amino acids. Lineage: Eukaryota; Viridiplantae; Streptophyta; Magnoliopsida; Asterales; Asteraceae.
CUACCGAACAGCCAAACUCAUAGACGUUCAUAUUUUGAUGAUUCCGCUUUUGAAGGGUCACUUUUCCGAUCUGCAAUACUAUAUUUGCGACGUCAAUCCCAGAUAAUAUAAAUUAAACAAUCACACAUUAACAAAAUGUUUACACACGGUCAAGAUCCUGAUGUUGUUCGGUGGGGACUCCAGCUUUUUGAUGGCGGCCCAUUCAAUGACAGCAGCUACUCCGGAUAUGGUUCACAAAAUUAUGCAGAUUGUUAUCAUGAUCAAUAUUCUAGAGAGACCAGUUAUGACACGCAAUGUAUCAACCCAGAAAAUGACAAACAUCUUAUGCUUGCCCUUCCAGAGGACGGGUCCUCAUUUUCGGUUGCUGAAGCAUCUGCACCUUCUUGUGAAGAAGUUGAUCUUUCACAAACAUCUUUUUAUUUACCGGAUUCACUUAAUCAGUCUAUGGCAAACUACAGUCUUGGAGAUGAUGAGAACACAAAUGAUUUGCCACCUACUAGUUCAUGUGGUAGCCCUACAAGGCAGUUGAACUAUGGGGAGGAGUGGUCUUAUUCAUUGGAUUUAAGUGAUGAGUAUGCUCUAGAUGAUGAAGUAGGCAAGAGAUUGAAUCAGUUGGCUUCUAUUCCUCAUGUUCCCAGAGUCAAUGGGGAAAUACCUUCUGUAGACGAGGCAACUUUAGAUCAUCAGAGGCUAAUAGACAGGCUGCAGUUAUACCAAUUAGUAGAGUCCAAAGUUCAAGGGGAUGGGAAUUGCCAGUUUCGAGCUUUGUCAGAUCAAGUUUACCGUACAGCUGAGCACCAUAAAUUUGUGAGACAACAAAUUGUUAAUCAGCUUGAGUUACACGCAGAGAUAUACGAGGGAUAUGUUCCCAUGGUUUAUAGUGAAUACUUGAAGAAUAUGGCCAAGGUCGGUGAAUGGGGCGAUCAUGUCACUUUGCAGGCUGCUGCUGAUUUGUAUGGCAUCAAAGUCUUCGUAAUCACAUCAUUCAAGGACACCUGCUAUAUUGAGAUUGUUCCAAGUGUUCAAAGGUCAAAUCGAGUAAUUUUCUUAAGCUUUUGGGCAGAGGUUCACUACAAUUCAAUAUAUCCGGUGGAAGAUUUGCCACCUAUGAGGGGGUGAAGAACAUGAAGCAAUGAAGAUGAGGAUUUGAGUGGCUCUUUUCCAGCUUUAUAUAUCAUUAAACAUGCAUGCAACAUAGUUUCAGCUCAACUUUUAUAGGGUAUAUGUUGCAUACAACCUAUUCACAAUUUCAUUUUAUGAUAUAUCCUGUAAUGUAUUCACUAAAAUGUUUCUUUACUUGGGUAAACUUUUAAGCUGAGUUACAGGGGCUGGUUACCUAAAUGUUUACCUGGUAUGCGUUUAUCGUUAUAAGUCAA